CACGUUGUAUCACGUGUCUGCCGGGGCUUUCAAUCCCCAGCACAUGCGUAAAAGUCAGGUGGUGGACGACGAUUUGCGGUCACACGAACGUCGCAACUGCUGGCUCGUCAAGGCGGCCGACCUAUACAACGAAGUCACGCGGGGAUCCGACGACCAGCAACAACAACAGUCACAGUCCGGCAAAAGUGCGUCUCAGGGCAUGUUUAUUGGCUGCACAUUGGACACAGCUACAGGACAGGCCAGCUUCAGCUGCGAUGGCAAACUCAGUUCUACACGAUUUCAAAUGUUGCCGGGGGCAGCCCUGUUCCCGGCCAUCUUUGUGGAGGCCAGCAGCCGAGAGAUGCUUCAGGUCGAGCUGGGUCGCACGCCCACGACGCUGCCCUUCAGUGCCGCCAUCCUGCGCAACUCUGAAAAGUCCAUCCAACCCCAAAUGCCGCCUCGUCUCAAAGUGCAGGUCCUGCGCCAAUUCCAGUGGGCCCGGGUACCCAAUUCGGGUCUCCGGGUCCAUGCCCUCAAGCUCUCCGAAGUCCGGGGUUGGAGCAUGCUUUGCGAAGACGCCGUGCCGAUGCUCGCAUUGCACGUCCCGGAAGAAGACAGGUGCAUGGACGUGCUGGAACUCAUAGAACACGAGAAGCUGCUCAAUUUCCACGCCCAGACCCUGGUGCUCUAUUGCGCUCUUUGCUAUCAGAGUAAUUACAGAGCCGCACACACGCUGUGCUCCCACGUGGACCAGCGUCAGUUGUUGUAUGCGAUCCGGGCGGAUUAUUUGUCUGGCCCGUUGCGACUGGGGUUCUACGAUUUGUUGGUGGCGCUGCAUUUGGAGUCGAAUGCUGAGACACGGGCUCAAACUGCGACUGAGUUCCUGGUGCCAGUGUCUGAUGACCUGAGAGCACUAUACUCGGGUGAUACUGCGAACCAGAUGCGCCAUUCCCUGCACUCAGUUGCCACGGGUUCAGUGAGACCCCGAGUGUCCACUUGUCCCAUCACAGAUGCCAGCACAGACAUCAGGGACUUGCGUAGUCCUCACGUGGACUUGGAUGAGUUGAAGCGGUUUGCAAUCGACGCCCUGGAGGACGCCGUGGCGUCCAACCAGGUCCACGUGAGGGAUCCGAUCGGAGGAUCCAAUGCGAACCUAUUCGUGCCGCUUCUCAAGCUGUGCGACAAACUGCUUUUAAUCGGGCAGAUGGACGAUGAUGAUGUCAUGAGGCUUCUGGUCAUGAUUGACCCGGGCACUUGGGGCGGUGAAACUGAGGCUGGCUUCUCUGCAUUUACUUCGGAAGACAACGAGACUCAUGCACGCGUGGGACUCCUGCAAAUGCGCGUGGCGGAAGGCGUGAAGCUGCAGCUCUGCUACAUCCUGCAACACCUACACGACCUACAACUGCGGCAUCGCGUAGAGUCCCUAGUCUGCUUCGCCGAGGAAUACGUCCAGCAAAUCCAGUCCGAACAAAUCCGUCGCUACGUGGAAAUCAAACAAUCCGACUUGCCUUCAGCCGUGGCUGCGAAAAAGACGCGAGAAUUCCGCUGUCCGCCCCGAGAGCAAAUGAACAUCAACCUGGCCUUCAAGAACGUCACGGAAGACGCGGAUUCUUGUCCAGCUGGCCCGGAACUCGUGGACCAACUCAUGGCCUUCCACGACGAAUACAUCGCAGUGAUAGCUGUCCCAGCGCCGCCCGAGCUGGAAGAUGACGCCACUGGCGCCGCCGGCGCCACUGCCGGCGGCGGCGACCAUUCUGCGGAAGCUGCAGCAGCGGAACUGGCCAAGCAAAAGCCCGGCAUGUUUGCCAAAAUCAAGCACUUUUUCAGCUUGGCUGCUGGGAAUGAUGAGGCAGGCGCCUUUUUCACUGGCGGCGAGCCGGAAGAAGAGGACGCCGGACCGUUGCUUGAGGAGAGAUUUAAACAAGUACUCAUACCGACUGUUGUUGGGUGGGCCAAACAGGACCAUAUUGAAGAUGCUGACCUGGUGCGAGAGAUGUUCAGCUUGCUCUUGAGACAGUAUAACGGGGUUGGAGAGGUAGUGGCUGCUUUGGGCAACACAUACGUGUUCCAUGGCCGUGGCAGCGAGGACGUGGCCCAAUUGCUUGAGCAGCUCUCACGGGUUAGGUCCCUGUUACCCGUACAGAUGUCAGUCGAAGAAGAGAAACUCGUGCGUGGGCUCCUGUGGGAAAUGGUGCGAAACAGGGUCUUUUUCCAACACCCGGAUCUCAUGCGUACUUUGCAUGUGCAUGAGAAUGUCAUGGCCAUCAUGAUGAACACUUUGGGUAGACAGGCACAACGUCAGGAUGAAGCCGGCAAUAAGGAAGGCGGAGGUGGGGAAUCGCAGCAGCAGCAGCAACCCCAGCCGCAGAACCAGUCCAUGCCGCAUUCUGCCCCUGCAGACAUGGUUGUGUCCUGCUGCCGGUUCCUGUGCUACUUCUGCCGGGCUUCCGGUGCCAACCAACGCGCCAUGUUUGAGCACCUGUCCUUCCUGAUCGACAACUCCAACAUCCUGCUGUCGCGUCCGUCCCUUCGCGGCACCGCGCCACUAGAUGUCGCCUACUCUGCGUUCAUGGACAACACGGAACUCGCACUGGCCCUGCGCGAGCACUACUUGGAGAAGAUCGCAGUCUACCUGUCCCGAUGUGGCCUGCAAAGCAAUUCCGAGCUCGUGGCCAAGGGCUAUCCCGACAUUGGAUGGGAUCCUGUUGAAGGGGAACGAUAUCUCGACUUCCUUCGUUUCUGCGUCUGGGUGUCUGGAGAAAGUGUGGAAGAGAAUGCGAACCUGGUGAUUCGACUGCUGAUCCGUCGACCCGAAUGUCUGGGCCCUGCCCUGAGGGGUGAAGGCGAGGGGCUGCUGUCGGCCAUUGUGCAUUCGAACCAGAUGAGCGAGCAGAUCUCGAUGCGCCGCCUCGGCGCCGGCGCCGAAAGUGAGCAGCAACAGGCGCAUCAUCCGAUGCCCGAGGGCGACGAUGACGAGGACUGGAUCGACACCGGCGCCGCCAUUCUCAAUUUCUACUGCACUCUGGUGGAUUUGCUGGGAAGGUGCGCCCCUGACCAGAGGGUCAUUGACCACGGAAAGAAUGAGGCCCUGAGGGCCAGGGCCAUCCUCAGAUCCCUGGUGCCCCUGGAAGACCUGAUUGGAGUGCUGAGUCUCAAGUUCCAACUGGGCCAGCAGCCAGCCAUGAUGAACGGUGGCCUGCUGGAGCUGGCCGACCAGCAACAGCAGGCCGCAUCAUCGUCAGACAUCCCGUCUGGUCUCACUCCUCGCCACAAACAGAGCAUCGUGUUGUUCCUGGAACGAGUUUACGGCAUUGAAGAAAAGGCCCUGUUUUAUCGCAUCCUGGAAGAAGCCUUCCUUCCGGACCUGAGAGCAGCGACCAUGUUGGACAAGGGGGACGGCGGCGAAUCGGAAAUGGCCCUGGCACUCAAUCGCUACAUUGGCAACAGCAUCUUGCCGACUCUCAUCAGUCAUCGUGGGUUCUACGUGGACUCUGAGCAGUACAGCUCCCUGCUGGACGCCUCCCUGCACACCGUGUACAAGCUGAGCAAAUCCAAGAUCCUCACCAAGGGCCAGCGAGAAGCCGUGUCCGACUUCCUCCUGGCCCUCACGCGGGAAAUGCAGCCCAGCAUGCUGCUCAAGCUCCUGCGCAAACUCACCGUGGACGUGUCCCAACUCAGCGAAUACACCACGGUGGCGCUCAAGCUGCUCACGCUCCAUUUCGAGCGUUGCGGGCGGUACUAUGGCGCCGUCGGUGGCCAGGGCAGCUACGGCUCCGCGUCCGAAGAAGAGAAGCGCCUCACCAUGAUCCUCUUUCAGAACAUCUUCGACUCCCUGGCCAAGAUGGAGUACAAUCCCACGCUGUUUACGAGCUCUUUGCCGUGUCUGAUUGCCAUCGGCUGCGCUCUACCACCCGACUACACCCUCACCAGGUCCGGCGACGACGACCUCAUGUACCGCAGCACCUCCGACGCCGGGCCGUACAUCCCGCAGCCCAUCGGGACCAGUGGCCUCGUCCUCACCCACGAGAUGGAGACUCUAGUCCAGGCCUUCAGCGAGCACUACCACGACGCCUGGGCGUGUCGCAAAAUGGAGGCCGGCUGGACCCACGCCGACUCCUGGAGCGACACCGAGCGACUCCACCCACGCCUUAAACCCUACCACUUACUCAGCGACUACGAACGCGAACGCUACCGAGAACCCAUCCGAGACGCCCUCAAGGCCCUCAUUGCUCUCAAUUGGAACAUCGAACUCGUGUCGGAAGGCGGACUGGCGGCGUCGGCAGCAGCUGCUGCAGCCGGGGUAGGAGGCAUGCAGAUGCAGCAUCACCAGCACGGCAGCCAGAUGGCCAGCAUUGCCGACUACCACCCGUCGCCGGCGGACAUGACGAAUUUGACGCUGAGCAAGGAGAUGCAGAACAUGGCGGAGCGGCUGGCGGAAGACGCGCACGACAUCUGGGCGAAGAAGAAGAAGAACGAGUUGGACGCGUGCGGCGGAGUGCUGCACCAGCAACUGGUGCCGUAUGACUUGCUGACGGACAAGGAGAAGCGCAAGGACCGGGAAAGAGCCACUGAGCUGCUCAAAUACCUCCAAUUCAUGGGCUACAAAUUAAGAAGGUGCCACAGACAAACUGAGGGAAACCUGGAGAACAUGAGCCCCCAGGCAGGCAGCAGCAGCGCCGCCGGAGUGGCGGUGGAGCGGCGGUUCGCCUUUUCCCUCCUGGAAAAGCUCCUCCGCUACCUGGACCAGGCCGCCGUCAACAUGAAGAUUCCCAAGCCAUCUCGCAACUUCUCCCGUCGCAACUCCUUCCGUCAAACGUCCAAAGACGUCACUUUCUUCAACAAAGUCGUCAUGCCGCUCAUCGAAAAGUACUUUGUCACUAACCGCCAGUAUUUCAUCACAGUGGCGUCCGCCACCGUGUCCAGCGGCGCCGCGUCGCUCAAGGAAAAGGAAAUGGUGGCGGCCUUGUUUUGUCGCCUGAGCAACCUGUUGCGGUCUCGAGCUUCCGCCUUCGGUGCCAACAGUCAGCUCUGUGUCAAGUGUCUGCAAGUCCUGGUCAGGGCCAUCGAUGCCAAAUCCCUGGCCAAAAACUGUCCCGAAUUUAUCCGCACUUCCAUGCUCAACUUUUUCAACUGCGCCGCGACGGACUUGAGUGAGACUAUUUGCAAUUUGGAGCAGCGAAGAGUGAGCCACAUUCUGGGCACGCAUCUCAAGACGUGUUCCAGUCUGAAUUACGUGUACUUGGUACUCCUGCCGGUACUGACGACUUUGUACGAUCACCUGGCUGCUAAUGAUUACGGGGCUGACUUGCUCGUGGGAGAUGUGCAAGUCGCGUCUUACAAGAUCCUCGGGGGUUUGUUUUUGCUCGGCAAGGGGACUGGCGACUUGUCUUCCGGCCGGAAGUUCAUCAACAACGAGUUCCAAGUCCACAGGCCUACGAUCGGCUCCUGUUUGGGAGCAUUCGCAGCUGCAUUCCCAGUGGCAUUCUUGGAACCCGCCUUGGCCAAAAACAACCCCAACUCGAUCCACGGCCAGGCAGCCGAUCAUUCCCUGGAGGCCCAAGACGUCUUGGCCCAACUCGAAACCCAACUGCCGACCCUGGAACGAAUCCUCGCCGAAAUCAGCGACUGGGUCCAAACCCGGUCCAGCAAAUACGCCGAAACCCCGCACAUGAUCGAUCUUUAUUUACCCAUGCUCUGCGCUUACCUUCCUUAUUGGUGGACCCACGGGCCAGACAACGUGAACCCCACGGAACAAGGGCUGCAUCUCACAGCGGUGACCAGUGAGCACAUGAACCAGUUGCUGCGCAGUGUCUUGAACCUCAUCAAGAACAAUAUCGGGAUUGAGAAUUGUCCCUGGAUGAUUCGCAUUGCGUAUUCCCAGCAGAUCAUCAUCAACUCGGCCGAUGCCUUGCUGACUGAUCCGUACUUGCCCCUGUCGCGGAAAGUGAAGCAACGCGUCGACGCCGUGUUCCACAAAGAAGAGUCCAUGAAGGGUUUGCUCAAGUCCACGACAGAGGACACUUCCCAGCUGGAAGCCGAGAUCCAAGACGAAUGGAACCUCGUCGUGAGGGAUCUCUACGCCUUCUACCCGAUGCUCAUCAAAUACGUGGAUCUCCAGAGAUCCCACUGGCUCAAACAGCCCUCGGACGCCGCCGAAGAACUCUACAACAACAUCGCCGACAUCUUCAACACCUGGUCUCGGUCCCUGUUCUUCAUGAAAGAAGAACACAGCUUCGUCAGCCAGCACGAAAUCGACAACAUGACGCUCAUCAUGCCGGCGGCGUCUGCGGGUCGCGGCCGCGGCGGCGAAGGCGGCGGAGGCGCCGGGGCCGGUGGCGGCGGUGCUGGUGGCGGCGGAGCUGGCCCAUCAGCCACUGCUUCCGCAGGCGGCGGGAAGAAGAUAAAGAAGAAGAAGAGCAAGUCGGAGAGGGAAAAGGACAAGGACAGCAAGGGCAAAGGCAGCAGUUUGAUCGUGGCCUGUCUGAAACGAUUGUUGCCCGUGGGACUGAAUUUGUUUGCUGGUCGCCAACAGGAACUCGUGCAACGUUGCAAGGACAAGCUGCUGCAAAAGCAGGCAGAGUCUGACGUGCAAGACUUUGCCAGGAUUCAACUCACUUUGCCAGAUCCAGACAAGAUCGACCCCGCCGACGAGAUGUCCUGGCAACACAUGCUCUACGCCAAACUCGGCACGCAAAAGCACGCCGCCGACGAGUCCGGCAAGGCAUCAUCCGCAGCAGCCGCCGCCGCCGCUGCAGCUGCAGCUGCUGCAGCCAGCUCCCGGAGCAAGAAGCAGCAACAACAGCAACAACAACUCAGCCUGGAACAAACAGCGACUCGCAUCGUGGGCAUGGCCAAAGUGCUUUUCGGCCUCCACACCAUCGAUCACCCGCAAACCGAAGCCCGAGGCGCCAUGCGCAAGGUCAUGACGCCGCAGCGGAAAAAGGCCGUGAUCCAGUGUUUCCGCCAGGUGUCACUGCAUUCGCUGCCCGUGCACCGCGCCAUCAACUUGUUCCUCAUGUCCUACGCGGGUCUUUGGCUGGACGACGAAAACGUGGGGCAGGAGCAGGUCAUCGAGGACUUGACGCUCAGCUUCGAAGCUUCCGAGCGGCAAAAGAAAACGAUCACGUCUUCGGGCCCUGCUGCUGCGGCGGCCGCGGACGAGUCCUCGUCGUCAUCGUCUGCUGCUGGAGCAGCGUCAUCUAGCGGCGGCGGAGACGACGCCGGUGGCAGUGGCGGGCACAGAGGCGGGCCUCCGGAUCCCGUGACGACUCUCGUCAGAGUGUUUUGCCACGGAGCCAGUUCUGAGCAUGCAGCUGACAUCGCAGGGGAUGAUUUGUACAUGAAGUAUGCCGCCAUAAUGGCAAAGAGUUGCGGAGAUGAAGAAGAGGAGGAAGAGGAUGAAGGGGGAGACGGAGAUGCGUCCAUUGCUGAGCAGGAGAUGCAGAAGCAGUUGUUGCUGUUUUCGCAGAGUCGGUUGGCCAGCAGGGGAGUGGCGGAGAUGGUGCUGCUCUACUUGUCUGCUUGCAAGGGGGUUCAGUCUGAUCUGGUGAUGGAGACACUCAAGCUGGGCAUCUCCAUCCUCCGUGGCGGCAAUGUGGACAUCCAGAGGGCCAUGUUGCAGCACCUGAAGGACACCAAAGACGUGGGUUUCUUCACGUCCAUCGCAGGCCUCAUGAGCUCGUGCACAGUGCUCGACUUGGACGCCUUCGAGCGGAACACGAAGGCCGAGGGUCUCGGCGGCGGCCCCGACGGCGCCGCUGGCCAAAAGAACAUGCACGACUCGGAGUUCACCUGCGUGCUUUUCCGCUUCGUGCAGCUCACCAGUGAGGGCCACAACCUGGACUGGCAGAACUACCUGAGAACCCAAGCCGGGAACACGACGACUGUGAAUGUGGUCAUUUGCACUGUGGACUACCUUCUCAGGCUUCAGGAAUCCAUCAUGGACUUUUACUGGCACUACUCCAGCAAAGAGCUCAUUGAUCCAUCAGGAAAGGCCAAUUUCUUCAAGGCCAUCGGCGUGGCUUCCCAGGUCUUCAACACCCUCACUGAAGUCAUCCAGGGCCCCUGUGUGCAAAACCAACAGGCCCUGGCCCAUUCCCGCCUCUGGGACGCCGUCGGCGGCUUCAUGUUCCUCUUUGCCCACAUGCAAGACAAGCUGAGCAAGCACAGCUCUCAGAUCGACCUGCUCACAGAGCUGAUGAACCUGCAAAAGGACAUGGUCGUCAUGAUGCUCUCCAUGCUCGAGGGCAACGUCGUCAAUGGCACCAUCGGCAAACAAAUGGUGGACACUCUGGUGGAGUCGGCGUCCAACGUGGAGAUGAUCCUCAAGUUCUUCGACAUGUUCCUCAAACUCAAAGACCUCACGUCUUCCGCUGCGUUCCAAGAACUCGACAAGGACUCCACGGGUUGGAUCACGUUGGACGAAUUCCGCGAGAAGAUGGAAGCGCAGAAAACGUACAGUGCCGAUGAAAUUGCGUACGUGCUCGGGUGUUGCGAGGCCAAUGUGGACGGCAAGAUCAACUACGUGGAGUUCACUGAGCAGUUUCACAACCCUGCCAAGGAAAUCGGAUUCAAUUUUGCAGUGUUGCUCACGAAUCUGAGUGAACACAUGCCCAGUGAUGCGAGAUUGGCGAGAUUCCUGGAGACUGCGGGUUCCGUGCUCAAUUACUUUGAGAACGUUUUGGGCAGGAUCGAAAUUUGCUCGGGCCACAAGAUUGAGAGGGUAUAUUUCGAGAUUGACGAAGACAACAUCGAUCAGUGGGAGAAGCCGCAGAUCAAAGAGUCGAAACGGGCCUUCUUCUACUCGAUCGUCACCGAGGGCGGCGACAAGGAGAAGCUCGAGGCCUUCGUCAACUUCUGCGAGGACGCCAUUUUCGAGAUGCAACACGCGUCGUCCCUCAUGGGCGAGACGGACGCCGGGCCGAUGCAGCAGGGCGGCAAGGGCGGCAAAGCGCAUCAGGCCUAUGCCUACUCCCCGACGGACGACUACGACGCCGACGACGGCACGCCCGGCGGCGGCGGGCCUCGGACGCCCAAAGACCGCGCCGUGGACGCCGUGCGUCGGGGCUUCUCAGCCACGUGGCGCACUCUGGCGUUGCUGAGUCCGUCCAACUUGGUGAAGUGUGCCAACGACUUGCGCCAGAUGCCGCCGCAAGACAUCCUCGUUGGAUUCCUCCAGCUGUUGUUGAGAGUGUUUUUGUCUACCGGAGGCUUUGGAUUGUGGAUCCUCACUUCCAUGUUUGGCAUCAUGAUGACGUUGAUGAGGGGUCAGCAGUUGGAGCCCGGGGAAGGGGAUGACCAGGAAAGGGAAGAGGAAGUGCGAGAGGAGAAACCGACUUUCAAGACUGUGCCAGUGGCUGUGCCUUUACCCAUGGCUGCUGCAGCUGCUGCUGCUGCAGAGCCUGGCUCAUCAGUAACAGCCCUACCAGCCAUCAUGCCAGCAUCUGAUGAAACAGGUGGCGGAGACCAGGGCCAGGGCCAGGGAGCAGCAGCCGGCGACUCUUCCGCGGGUGGCCAACUCGGGACAGCAACCACGGACCAGACAUCAGGUGCUGGCACCUCUCUGCUCCCAGCGGGCCUCACGUCCAUGCUGGGCCAGGUCACCAUGAAUUUCUACAACUUGAAAUACGUCGCGUUGAUCCUGGCGUUUUGCAUCAACUUCAUGUUGCUGUUCUACCGGGUGAGCACUUUCGAUCAGGACGACGGGGCUGUGGGACUCGGCAGUGGCGAGCAGAUGUCCGGAGAGGUGGAUGACAAAUUUUUCUACAUCGACUACGUCGUCCGACUCUUCGCCAUGUUCCACAGUCUCAUUUCAGUCGCCAUGCUCGUCGCCUAUUACCAUCUCAAAGUGCCUCUCGCCAUUUUCAAACGCGAAAAAGAAAUUGCACGUCGCCUGGAAUUCGAGGGGUUGUGGAUCACGGGUCAGCCGGACGACGAUGACAUCAAGUCGCACUGGGACAAGCUCGUCAUUUCCUCGAGAUCGUUUCCCGUCAACUACUGGGAUAAGUUUGUCAAGAAAAAAGUCAGGCAGAAGUACAGCGAAACGUACGACUUUGACGGGAUAAGUAUGCUUCUCGGGAUGGAAAAAACUUCGUCGUUUUCGAAAGCUGAUGAUGCUGGCGCCGGUGGGCUUUUGUCCUUCAUCACUGGCAUCGACUGGCGCUAUCAGGUUUGGAAAGCCGGUGUGACCAUAACCGACAGCAGCUUCCAGUAUUCCCUGUUCUACUUCACCUUUUCAAUCCUCGGGAAUUUCAACUACUUUUUCUUUGCCGCCCACUUGUUGGACGUGGCAGUUGGCUUCAAGACCCUGAGAACAAUUUUGCAGUCUGUGACACACAACGGGAAACAGCUGGUGCUCACGCUCCUGCUGCUCACUAUUGUGGUGUACAUUUACACUGUCAUCGCAUUCAACUUUUUCCGCAAGUUUUAUGUGCAGGAGGAGGAUGAACAGGUCGAUCAGAAGUGUCAUGACAUGUUGACCUGCUUCGUGUUCCAUCUAUACAAGGGUGUGAGAGCUGGUGGAGGCAUUGGUGACGAGAUUGAGUCCCCUGAUGGCGAUGAUUAUGAAGUCUAUCGUAUCAUAUUUGACAUCACCUUCUUCUUUUUUGUCAUUGUCAUCCUUUUGGCCAUCAUUCAGGGUCUCAUCAUCGAUGCCUUCGGAGAGCUCAGAGACCAGUUGCAAAGCGUGCAAGACGACAUGGAAAGCAACUGCUUCAUCUGCGGAAUCGGCAAAGACUACUUUGACAAAAUCCCGCACGGCUUCGACACCCACGUGCAAAAAGAGCACAACCUGGCCAACUACAUGUUCUUCCUCAUGUACCUCAUUAGCAAACCGGACACUGAGUACACUGGUCAAGAAACCUACGUAUGGAACAUGUAUACUCAACGUUGUUGGGACUUCUUUCCCGUGGGAGAUUGUUUCAGGAAACAGUACGAGGACGAAUUGUCGGGCUCGGGCUGAGAAAAAUAACAUCUUUUUCGAUCCAGUGUCUGAAUUAUUGCUGCAGAACCGAACCUACUGUGACCCUCCGGUUUCGUCCGUUUUUUUUUUCUUUCUGGAUUUAUGCGAUUUUAUUUCUUUUUUUUUUGCGUGCGGGGAAGUUCUUAUAGACCUGCUUUUCAUGACUUCGGCGGCAUUAUUGUUUUGAGAGAAAAAUGGAGGCGGUGGAACCGAGUGCUUCCUCCAAAUUAAGCCCUUCUGCAUCUUCAUGUUCAUUAUUGAAAAUAUUGUUUAGUGGAACGGAUAAGCGUGUAUGAUGGACUGCGUGUGUAUGCCGAGGCAAAAAUUAAAGAAAGGAAAACAAGA
Molecule: messenger RNA, 11284 nt
Organism: Notodromas monacha
Lineage: Eukaryota; Metazoa; Arthropoda; Ostracoda; Podocopida; Cyprididae
Source: the annotation of a GenBank genome assembly